AUGUCUUACCGUCUGUACGAAGGAAAGGAACAUGCUUCAUCCUACUGGAAGUACAGGAUCUCUCCAUCAGAUCAUCUAAUACAACAAGUGCUCAACUUCCUGGAAAAACAGAUGGAUCAACCCUUUGAGCUGGCAGUGGAUGUUGGUUGCGGCUCAGGUCAGGGCACACUGCUGCUGGCCAAACAUUUUGCUUCUGUGGUGGGGACAGAUGUUAGUCCUGCUCAGCUGGAAAUGGCUUCGCAGCAUGCCAAAGAGCCAAACAUCACUUAUAGACAGUGUGUGGCCGAAGAGCUGCCGUUCGCUGACAGCUCAGUGGACUUGGUGACGGCCAUGUCGGCCUUCCACUGGUUCGACCGACCUCGCUUUCUUCAGGAGGCCCACAGAAUCCUGAAGCCCCGUGGCUGCUUGGCUCUGCUCAACUACACCAUUGACAUGCAGCUGAGCUACCCUGACUGCUGCUCACACACACUCACCCAAGUCUGCAAAGAGUUCUAUGCAGCCUUGCAGCCUUACCGCAGUGCCCACCUUGGUCCCAGCUCUAUUGAGUUCUACCGCGAGGCCCAUGGAUCCAUCCCUUACCCUGACAAGGAGUGGCACGAGUGUGUGUGGGUGGAAAGGCCCAUGCCUCUGUCCAGUUACAUGGGGUUGGUGGAGUCCUUCUCCAGCUAUCAGGCGCUGCUGAAGGAGGACCCGCAGAAAGCCACGGCACUCUCUCAAGACGUCUGUCAAAGGUUGAUGUCCAUAAUGAGGGUGACCUCUGUGGAGACGGAGGUGGUGGUGGCUGUGAAGUAUUUUUACCUCCUGGCCUGCAAACCGCAGGAAGCUUGA
Molecule: messenger RNA, 828 nt
Organism: Cyclopterus lumpus (lumpfish)
Lineage: Eukaryota; Metazoa; Chordata; Actinopteri; Perciformes; Cyclopteridae
Exons: 6
Coding region: 1-828 (275 amino acids)
Molecular function (GO): S-adenosylmethionine-dependent methyltransferase activity
Source: RefSeq, a predicted model, not a curated record